Molecule: messenger RNA, 4472 nt
Organism: Lytechinus variegatus (green sea urchin)
Lineage: Eukaryota; Metazoa; Echinodermata; Echinoidea; Temnopleuroida; Toxopneustidae
Product: nuclear RNA export factor 1-like
Exons: 19
Coding region: 47-2293 (748 amino acids)
Biological process (GO): poly(A)+ mRNA export from nucleus
Cellular component (GO): cytoplasm; nucleus
Molecular function (GO): RNA binding; protein binding
Source: RefSeq, a predicted model, not a curated record
GACGAGUCUAGCGGGCGAGAUAUUAUAAGUCGGAAAACGGAACAUCAUGUCGAGUUUUCAGCGUCAUGGAGAUUUCACAGUGACAAAAUCUACUAAAGGAGGUGGUAGAAAUUACUACGGACAUGAUGAUCGCACUCGAGAAACACCAAGUGGCCACUGGCGAGGUGGAGGAAGAGGAGGGGGAGGUGGAGGAGGUGGAGGAAGAGGAGGAAGAGGCGGGGGACGAGGAGGAGGAGGAGGAAACAGAAACGACUGGGAUCAGAGUGACAGAUAUGACCGAAAUGAUAACUUCAGAGGACAAGGACGCAAUGACUAUGACAGAUAUAAUGACAGAGAUGGUGGUUAUAGAGGAAGGGGUAGAGGUGGUGGACAAACAGGUGGUAACAGUGGAGGUGGAGGAAGUGGUGGUGGAGGAAAAUGGAGAGGAAGUCGUGGAGGUGGUAGAAGAGAUAAAAGGAGAGGAGGAGGAGGAGGUCAUCGAGGGGAUGGAGCUGGAGGAGGAAUGAAUAAUAGGGAUUCAGACCAAGUUCAUCCAAGGUCAAGAUUAGAAGAUGAUGAUGUAUCAAUGGAUGAUGGAGACAAUCCAAAAGCAAAUUCGAGAUUUAAUCCGUAUGGAAACCGUAAAUCUGGAGCAAGUCAGAGGAGAUCACAGAACAAUGAUAGAAGAGGAGGUUCAUCACAAAGCUCUAUGUCAAGAUUAGGUUUACCAUUCAAGGAUGGUUCUAGGCAUAGUGGAAGGGAUGAUGAAACAUGGUGUAAAAUUACUAUACCAUAUGGGAAGAAGAGUGAGAAGGAAUGGCUCAUCAAAACUAUCCAAGGUGCUUGUAAAGAACCUUUUAUACCACAAGAGUUUACUUAUGAUAAUCAGAAUGCAAUCUUUUAUGUGGAUGAUUUAGCUACCGGUGAAGCUUUGAAAGAUGUUAGCACCAGAAUAACAACCCCAAGUGGAUACAAGAUCAUCAUUCAGACUCGUCCAUGCAGACCACCCAUGAAAUCGGUGUUUAAUGAAAAAGAUCUUGAUCUACUCAAACAAGUUAUGAGCAGACGUUACGAUCCCUCAGCCAAAUCACUAGACCUUGGGAAUCUGACAAAUGAUGCUGAUUUGAAAGGGAAGCUGUUCCUCAUUGUAGAAAGACCAGCCCACUUUGCUGCAAUCCUUAAAAUAAUUACUGAAAACAUUCCAGAGAUGACAAUACUUCAACUUGAUGCUAACAAGCUAUACAAUCUGAAGAGCAUGUCUGAUCUACCGCUUAAGAUGCCAAAUAUCACAACACUCAGCCUGGCACGUAACAAUUUGAGAUCUGAAGGAGAGCUAGACAAUCUGAAAGGACUCAAGCUGAAGGAGUUAACUCUCGAUGGUAACCCUCUAUGUGAUAACUUCAGAGAACAAUCAACAUAUAUCAGCGCUGUUCGAUCAAGAUUUCCCAAGGUAGAGAUCUUGGAUGGAAGCACACUACCCCCUCCUAUCAACUUUGACCUGGAAGACACUGCUCCAUUACCCCCUAUGCAACCAAACUUCUUUGCAGGGGACCAAGUCAAAGCAAUCUUGGUUCCAUUCUUGGAAAGGUUCUUCAAAGUAUAUGAUUCCCAUGACAGACAACCACUGCUUGAAAUCUAUCAUGAUCAGUCAAGUUUCUCAUUAUCAAUACCUUUGAACAUGGAGCCUGGCCAAGGGAAGACCCGUCUUAGCCGUUAUUUGAGAGAACAUCAAAGCCGUAAUCUACUUGUCACAAAGGACCCAGCUCAAAGGAACAAGCUAAUAAAGCAGAAGAAAGUACCUAUCAUAGCCUACCUUCAUGAUCUACCAGCCACUCAACAUGAUAUGAAUUCCCUGAGGAUUGAUGUAUCCAUGGCACAGGGAAAUCUACUAUGUUUCACAGUCAGUGGUACUUUCAAAGAAGUUACCAGCAAGUCCAACGAUGAGGUAGUAAUUGCAUUCAGUAGGGUAUUCUUAGCUACACAUCAUCCUACUACGGGCCUAUGUAUCAUCAAUGAUCAACUCUGCCUAAGACCAGCUACCAACCAACAAAAGAGUUCAUUUGCUAGCCCUGGUCCUACACCAUCUACUAGUCCUGUCAACGUUCCUCAAUCAAUGCCAACACCAAUACCACAAGGACUUGGCCCAACACAGCAACAGAUGCUUGCUGAAUUCAUGAGAGUCUCUGGUAUGAAUGCUGAUUGGUCUAUGAAGUGUCUAGAAGAGAAUAACUGGAAUUAUGAACAAUCAGGGAAGGUUUUCACAAGUUUACAGAGUGAAGGGAAGAUUCCACCAGAAGCAUUCAAGCAAGCAUGAUGGAUGUAGUCACUGUAAAUUAAUGUUGGAUAUGUUACUGCUAUUUGAUUUUGUUCUGUGUGUUUUUAAUAUAAAAUGGGGUGUUUGAAAUCCUAUAUUGACAUGCAUCCAAAACAUCAUUAAUUCAUAAAUUUAUGCAUGAGAAAUAUGGAUAAAAUUUGGAAAUAUGCCUUCAGUAUUUAUCUACACGGUAGUGUGAGUGACUCUGAGUCUUGUUAAAUUGUGAAGAUUGUGUUUGUUGCUGGGGAAGAACUGAAAUGUGAAAAUAUGUGUUAUUAUUGCAUUCAGAACAAAUAUGAAAGGAAAUGUGCAUGAUCUAGAGGCUUCGGUCUUUGCAAUACCUGGCAUUAUAUUUUUAAUGACACACAUAAAAAUGUAAAUUGACAAGAAGUAUUAGAGCAAAAAAGGUAGACUAAUGAAUGCUCUACAUAUAAGCAUGUUUUAUAUUUUUAGACUACUGAUUUUUAAUGUGAAUGUUCAUUUUUUCCAGUUUAUUUAUUUAGUAAUCAUCACAGUUACAAGAUAUGUAAAUUUCAAAAGAUGUAUAUAAUUUCACAAUUAUGAAUUGCUCUUGCAAAGGAUUGUGUCAUACCCGUUUUUAAUCUCAGGAAGUUCUUAAUUGAACUAAAGUCAAUCAUUUGAUUUGAAAUCACAAGUUUUUUUUUUAAUUUGGAAAUAUUUGGAUUGCAUCAGAUCCCAUUCUGUAAAGAAUUAAAAAAGAAGAAAAACUUAUUUUGUCAGUAGCUUGUUUAUGAUUUUUUAUUUACUUGAUUGGCAAUUGCUUGGCUAGAAAUGCCAUUCCCUGUGCAGCUUAUUUUAUUGUGUUUCUGAAUAAGAUAUCAAAGAUAAUUACAAUUUUACAAAUUACAUGAAUUUCAAAAUUAAAACCAUUUAUAGUUUUUUGCUCAGCAGACAUUUGAUAAUUUCAUUUAAAAUCAUGUAGUAAUAUUAAGAUGUGUGUAUGAGCAAUGUACUAAGGCAUUAUUUUCAACUUAAGUGCACAUGUUACUCACGUUGAUAUGUGAUAUACAGUAAAGAUAUAUUUUUAGUCAAUUUGCUUUCUCAUACCAUUUAUUGUCCUCUCAAUCUUCUUAUGUUUUGUUUGUGAUGGAAUGACUAUAGCUUGACAUCAAGGACUGAUUGGUAUGACAUUCAGGAUUAAGACAGAGCUAUAGGAUGUUGACAUCAAACUCAGAUUGAGCAUGCGAUCUUAAACUCAUAGGAGUAAUGCCAAAAAAUUGUUUACAAAUUAUAAUUUUUCCUAUUAAAGCCUCUUUGUAUUUAUUCCAAGUCACAUGAUAUGGGUGUUCAAAGUCACAUGAUGUGAUAUUUUGUGUGUAUGUUGUGUGCUAUAAUCUUCACAGAUGACAUAAAAUUGAAACGUUUACUUUUGACUUAACAUAACUGUAUGUCGUUUUCUUAGCUUACUCUCUUAUACUUCGUUUUCACUGCUUCUGUUGCAGAAAGCUGCACAUACUUAAAUGGUGUUCUAUCCUAUGGUUAUUUCACUUCUAUGACAUAUUGAUCAAUUUGUGAUUGUGACUUGUUGUUUCAUUGGUCUCAAAACUGUUUUUAUCUUUCAAAGUUUCACUUCACUAAGAAAAAUACAUUGAAAGUUUUAUUUUAUUUUUGUUUAUUUAUCAAGACAAGACAUGUUGCUUUGUCUGCACUAUAUAUUAUGCAAGUUGAUAGAUGCUAAACAGGGAUGUCAUCUGGUACCUUGUUACUAGCAAGUACCUACCAGGUCUUCUGAAUUCUCUUUGGGAAGUUUAUUUGCUCCCAUUUUCAUUCAAAGAACAAAAAUCAAAGUUGUUCCCUCUAAAAGGGUUGAUAAAUGGAUUGGUCUGAGCAGUCAAAGAAAUGAAACCUGGAGCAGAUUAGGUCAGUUGGCAUUCUCCUUUUUUAUAUUUGAUAACAAUAAGAUUCCUGAAUUGUACCUACAUUCAUGGUUUUCUGUUCUGUAGUUCCUAUUAAUCCUAUAUAUGGUGCACAGUGGUGGGGCUUCUUUGAAAAGGGGGGGGGGGUAUCAUACUACCUUACGCCCUGUUUGGAUCAGGCCAUUAAAGACAUGGGAGCAGAGAUACAAUCACAUACUUGAAAUUUUAGUUUACUCCGGGGGAGAACUUCAUCAACAUGUGUCAACUGACCCUGAUUGUGAUUGGCCAAGAAGCACAGGUGU